AUUGGCAUUGUGCAGAGGUCACAGUUAGAGUACGCGGACAAUAUGGAGAAAAUGAAAGGAUUUAUAUGUAGAAAAGCGCCGUCGCUCUUAUGGUGUUUUCGCAAAAUUGUGCUGCGCCGGAAUCAGCUGCUCUGCCUGUUGUUGAUCUUUGCAUUCUGUUACUUUUUGAUGAGGCCCGUAGAAGUGCUCGACCCAGAGGAUUAUCCGUUUAACGACCUAGACUUGGAAGACUUUCUCGUUGAUACCAACCACUGCAAAAUUCUGGAUCUCGAACCGGACGAUCCUGAGGUGAUGUGCCACUUCGAGCGGGUCACCUACAAGCCUUGCAAGUCCUAUCCACCAUUCACUACCACCCACUACAAUGCAACUACUCAGCGCUAUGUCCUAAACAUCAAUGCCUCCGAUCCGACCAACUCGAUGAGCUGCUGCUACAUGGGCGUAGAACGUGUUAACGAAAUGAAUGUGAGCUAUACACCUUGUGUGAAAUUCAAGAGUGGAACACAGCUGCCCAAUACGACAGAGAGCGUUAUAGUCAAAUGCAGGACGGAGGGGGCUCAAGUCUAUAUCAAUGGACAUCCGACCAUACCGGAGAGAUCCGCCGUGCGACGGAGACUCAAGCACUGGGCGCAGAAGGAUCGAGGCAAACGGGUGCCCAGCGUGUUGAUGAUUGGCAUCGAUAGCAUCUCGAGGGUGAACCUCAUACGAGCCAUGCCCAAGACAGCGCAGUACCUCUACGAGAACGACUGGUUCGAGCUGGCGGGCUACAACAAGGUCGAUGAUAAUACGUUCCCCAACCUUAUGGCACUCUUGGUGGGUUACAAUCUAUCGACUGUCAUGAAGCACUGUAAUCCCUAUGAGAUAAACGGCCUGGACCAAUGUGACUUCAUCUGGAAGCUGUUCCAGAAACAUGGCUAUGUGACUGCUUACGGCGAAGAUGCGGUUGGGAUCAAUACUUUCAACUACAUGAAGAGGGGCUUCCAGCAGUCCCCCGUGGACUACUACAUGCGACCGUAUUUGUUUGCGGCGGAGAAGCUGCUGGAAGGCUCCAAUGUGAUGGGCAUGCCCCAUUGCGUGGGCUACGCGACGGAGGCGGAGCAUGUCUACAACUAUGCCCAGGAGUUUGCCAGGCGAUACCACAACGACAGCUUCUUCGGCUUCUUCUGGACGAACACGCACAGCCACAGCGACAUCUCGCAGACCAGCUCCAUGGACGAGUACCUGAGAGGAUAUAUGCAACGGCUGGUGGCCCAGGGCACAAUGGAGAAUAGUAUCGUCGUGUUCUUCAGUGAUCACGGACUGCGAUUUGGACCAACGCGUUCCACCUGGUCGGGUCACAUGGAGGAGCGAUUGCCCUUCCUGUUCAUUUGGUUGCCGGAAUUCCUGAGAAAUGGAAACCCAGAGUUUGAGGAAUCAAUGCGUCUCAAUUACAAUCGGCUGACCACGCCCUACGACUUGCACAUGACACUGAAGCACAUUCUUUCGCUGACGGGUCGAGCUGGCAGCCUGGAGGAUCUGGGAGGGGCCAAGGACUGCCCACAGUGCCAGAGCCUAUUGCUGCCUGUUCCGCUGAGUCGCAGCUGCGAGGAUGUGGCCAUUGAAGACCACUGGUGCACCUGCUGGCCGUACGAGAGAGUCUACAAGAACUCCAAGGUUGUGCAACAGAUGGCCGAGCAUGUGGUGCAGUACCUUAAUGAUUAUGUGAAAAGCUUCCGUCAGGGCAGCCUGGCUCAUCUCUGCCAGCCACUGACGCUGCUGAGCAUGAGCGAAGCUUACAAGGCGUACCUAAAGGAUAUGUAUCCCAGCCAUAUAGAGAUCUACCGUCUCAUCUUCUACACCAACCCGAACAAGGCGCUCUACGAGGCGACAGUGCGCUUCAACGAUCUGCUGCCAGACAACGAGAGUUUGACCGUGACGGGAUCGGUGAGCCGUCUCAACGAGUAUAACGGCGAGGCGGACUGCCUGGAAGACUUUACCAUCAAAAAGUAUUGCUAUUGCAAGAACACAUAA
Messenger RNA from Drosophila arizonae, 2007 nucleotides. RefSeq lists its product as uncharacterized. NCBI's taxonomy places the organism in Eukaryota, Metazoa, Arthropoda, Insecta, Diptera, Drosophilidae. The record is from RefSeq and is a predicted model, not a curated record.